Nicotiana tabacum (common tobacco) is the source of this 1252-nucleotide messenger RNA. NCBI's taxonomy places the organism in Eukaryota, Viridiplantae, Streptophyta, Magnoliopsida, Solanales, Solanaceae. The record is from RefSeq and is a predicted model, not a curated record.
GAAGAAUACUGUUGGUCAGUACGAGAGCCAUACUGCAUUCACCCUCCCAGGACUAUAUCGCGUCGUUCAUGGCAUUGAUGUUUUCGAUCCCAAAUUCAAUAUAGUGUCUCCUGGAGCUGACAUGACAAUUUACUUCCCAUAUUCUGACAAGGAAAAAAGACUAACGUCUUUGCAUGGCUCGAUUGAGAAGUUGUUAUUUGAUCCUGCGCAGAAUGAAGAGCAUAUAGGUAAUCUGAAUGAUAAAUCAAAACCCAUAAUUUUUUCAAUGGCAAGGCUAGACCAUGUUAAGAACAUUACGGGACUAGUUGAGUGCUAUGCUAAAAAUGCCACAUUGAGGGAAUUGGCUAACCUUGUUGUUGUAGCUGGAUACAACGAUGUAAAGAAAUCCAGUGAUAGAGAAGAAAUAGCAGAAAUUGAGAAGAUGCAUGCUCUUAUUAAGGAGCAUAAAUUGGAUGGGCAAUUCAGAUGGAUAGCAGCCCAAACAAACCGGGCACGUAAUGGUGAGCUCUAUCGCUAUAUAGCUGACAAGAGAGGUAUAUUUGUUCAGCCUGCAUUUUAUGAAGCAUUUGGACUCACGGUGGUUGAAGCUAUGACUUGUGGUCUUCCAACAUUUGCAACUUGCCAUGGUGGUCCGAACGAGAUCAUUGAACACGGUGUAUCUGGGUUCCAUAUUGAUCCUUAUCAUCCCGAUAAAGCUGCUGAACUCAUGGCAGAAUUCUUUCAACGCUGCAAACAAGAUCCUACUCACUGGGAAAAAAUAUCUGCAUCUGGUCUCCGAAGGAUUCUUGAGAGGUAUACGUGGAAAAUUUACUCCGAGAGGCUGAUGACUUUGUCUGGUGUAUAUGGUUUCUGGAAGCUUGUUUCAAAACUUGAGAGGCGCGAAACUAGACGAUACCUUGAGAUGUUCUACAUUCUCAAAUUCCGCGAGUUGGCAAAAUCUGUUCCUCUGGCAAUUGAUGACAAGUGAUGGUGCAAGCAGUAGGAUGCGAAAAUAAUCAUAAUAGCGUACGUGGAUAGAGAGUAGCAGCAGUUGUGAACUCCAUCAAAAUGCAGACAUAAAUCUUACACAUUACUCAUUGUGCCAUUGUCAAUAAAUGUGAUGUUAUUGUAAAAGCAAUUUACCGCCCCAUUCUACUUGAACUCCCAGGUUCCUGUUGUAGUUCUUAAACCAAUGUUCACUGUUAGUGGUUUUUUUUGGUUAAAGAGAAAUAUUAAUAUGAAAUACUACAUGCUGUUACUUAAGUUGCUCCUA